Molecule: messenger RNA, 2025 nt
Organism: Caenorhabditis briggsae
Lineage: Eukaryota; Metazoa; Nematoda; Chromadorea; Rhabditida; Rhabditidae
Exons: 6
Source: RefSeq, a predicted model, not a curated record
AUGGAUAAAACAGGGAAGCGUAGCAGUUUCAAAAUGAAAAUUUUGGCGCUCACUCUCCUGUCCGCUCUCAUCAACGGAUCCUACGGUACUCGUGCCACGGACCACCCCAACUACCCAUCGUAUGUCAUUCACAAUGGACCAUCUGGCACUCAAAACGACUACUUUCCGGAUUCGAUGUCUUCGAGAUACGAUCCAUCUCCUCCAUUCCCUGGUAUCCAAGAUUUCCCCAACUCCCCUCCGGACUACUCGUCCUUCUUCUACCCCAACCAUCACUUGCUCUCGGAUAUGUCGUCCGUCACUGCCCUCCAAAAUGAUUCACUCGCCUCGAUACACUUCCAACCACGUCCUCUUGGCUCUCUCCACGGUCAAAAUCGCCCAUCCUACAGAACGAUUCGAAAUGGACAAAGAAGAAUAGAAAAAUUGUUUGACGCUGAAAUGAGUUCAGCUUUACAAAGAAAGGCUUACAGUCAGGUAAAUGCUCUAGUAGAAUUUAAUGCCGAAUUCAUGGGAGCAGUUCCAAAGUUCAGUGCGGGUCUGAAGACUAUGAAAGGCUUUAAACUUGAAGAUGGUCUAACUGUUAUUGAGCCAAUCGAGAAGAUGCUCAAUCUCAUUAGCCGUCGCGAGUUGUUCAAAACCCUCCACGCCUCUGAGAGUACAGCCGCAAUUAAGUCAAACUUGCAAGAGAUUUCAAAGGUCUCUUCAACUUCACAGGCUUCGAUUCAAGAUUUUGCCACCAUAGCCAGUUUAGCCAAAAGUAGAUCCCUUCCCAGUGCUAACAAGAAAAAGUUCACGGAUGGGUUUCCAAAUGGCCUGUCUGAUAUCAAACAAUUGAUGACGGACGUUCGAGAUCCUUGGAUUGGGAAGAUCACUGGAAUUGAUCGUUCUCUGAAUGGAUUGACUGAUGGAUUCCAACCAUUGUUUAAAGUGAACGAUCGAUUGGGUAAACUCGACCAACAUCUCAAGUCUAUCUCCUCUUCAAAAGUCAUAAAGUCCUUAUCCGACAUGGAGAUAAUUCAGAAGGUGCUUUCGGACUUCAAAUCGAAUGUUCCAGAGCAAAUUGAAAAAAUUUGGAAGGGUUUAGAUCAGUGUACUACUGAUUACGGUUUUCGUUUUUCUACGGAUAAAUUCCAAGUAACCGAAAAAAUCAUUAAAAGCGUCAAGAAUUUGAAACGGGCCACUCAGCUGACUGACUUGAAUGUGGAAAAUUUCAAAGCUGAGUUUGAUGCUUUUUUCAACUCUCUUGGUUUCAAAAACUUCAAAAAUCAAGGUGAUUCUGAGAAACAAAUCCCCGAAAUUUUGAAAAAGUUAAAAACUGACAACGGCCUGAGCAGUAUAAGAGAAAGUAUCACCAAACUCAAGGCGAAAUUCGAUGGCUUAGAUGUCGCGACGUUGAAGGACGACGCUGGUUACAUUUUGCAAAACGAACAAGAUUUAAAGCCUAAUGAAUUUGAUAAGGAAAUCAAAUUGCAUAAGCGUCUUCAAGACAAUAAACCAUCUGAAAGCUUCCAAGGAGUAUUGGCCACUCAAAAGCUAAGAAACCUGAAUUCCGAUGACAUUGCCGACGUUGAAUCUGCCGUGUCUUCUGUCUCUGAAGUAUCCAAAAGUCUUUCGGAUCUUGCGAAACUUCCAGAUGAAAUGAAGAAAGAAGCCAAAGAAGCCACCAACGCUCUGAACAAAUUGCCAGAUUCCCUAGCCAAAUCCAAAGUGAUCGGACAAUCGGUGACCUAUCUACAGGGGAGCGUAUAUAAGCCGACAUUAGAGCCAUUUCCCAUCACUUUAUCUCUUCACGAAGUUAUGCGAGCUUCUCCUCAUCGCCAAACCAUUGCCAAGCUGUUCAACGACGGCAUCUCCACCGGUGACAUCGCUCGAAGACUUCUUCUUCCGAGAGCAACUGUCUAUCGAGUUGUGCAACAAUUGAAAGAUCGAGGACAUGUGUUGGAGCUUAAGAAAAGCGGAAGACCUCGUACUGUCAACACUCACCGGACUCGUGGCAUCAUCAAGAAGAGAAUCACACGAAAUGAUGCG